ACAAGAGAAGAAACAGUCUAAAGAGAGACAUAAUCUGCAAGAUCUUAGAAGUUAGAAGUAGAUCAAUAACAAAAAAAAAAAAAAAGAAAAACAAAGAAAGAGAUGGGAAGUGACAAAAAGGUGGCAUUAUUUUGUAUUUUAGUAGCCUCAUUUGUAAUGGCAUCUCACGCUUCACUACAGCAAGAUGAACAGGAAUGUGCAGACCAACUAACGAAUCUUGCAUCUUGCAUUCCAUUUGUGAGUGGCACUGCGGAGAAGCCAACAGCAGAGUGCUGCCAAGACACCCAGAAAGUGAAGGCCAACAAGCCCAAAUGCUUGUGUGUUCUCAUUAAAGAGAGCACUGACCCCUCCAUGGGUCUUCCUGUCAACACCACUCUUGCCCUUCAAAUGCCUUCUGCUUGCAACAUCGAUGCCAAAGUCUCCGAUUGCCCUUCUAUAUUGAACCUCCUGCCAGACUCCCCGGAUGCAAAGAUCUUUAAAGAAGCAACUGGUUCAGAUUCUAGCACCACAUCCUCCUAUACAGAUUCUGCACCAAGCUCUGCUUCUGCUUCUUCUGGAUCUUCAUCAUCAUCUCCUGAUUCCAGUUCAAACUCCGACUCGAAGACAACUUCAAGCAGCAAUAAUGGAGCAAAGAAGAAAUUGUUUGGAGGAUGGAUAAUAAUGGCUUUCGUUGCAUGGUUGUUGAUCUAAGCUGGAUUAUGCAUGUAUGGAGAACAAAUUUAGAGGCGCUUAGGGAACAAUAGUAAUUCUGGUCUUGCUAACUUUGUUUUGUUCCCUUCUAAAUUUCAUAACAAUAGAAAAUAAUGAGACAGGAGACUCUCUUGCAUUUAGCAAGAAAUUUGGAGCUUGGUCAAAACAUAAAAAUUGUUGAGCUAUGUCUUAUAAAACUUUUAGCACUAGUUUCACUUAA
Molecule: messenger RNA, 910 nt
Organism: Hevea brasiliensis (rubber tree)
Lineage: Eukaryota; Viridiplantae; Streptophyta; Magnoliopsida; Malpighiales; Euphorbiaceae
Product: non-specific lipid transfer protein GPI-anchored 13-like
Exons: 2
Coding region: 103-690 (195 amino acids)
Source: RefSeq, a predicted model, not a curated record